GGAUGCUGUUUCAUUAUGUAUGACAUCACAUUGUCUCUGUGUUGAACAGAUCGUGCUUCGCUCGGAAGAUCGGCACAAAGAGUGCUUGCUGCUCAGCCACUUUCAUUUUAGCACAAACGUGGCGCGCACGUACGCACAAAUACGCGUCAACUGUCAAACCACAUCAACUGGCCCAACCUUGGAGACAACUUAAACAACAUCACUCUCUCUUGCGAAAACCUACGGAUCUGUAUACACACACACACCCUUCAUUCACUUACCUACUGCGAAGGCAUGCCGGCCCUCUCACCAACGUUCGGCAAACUAGCGGGUCGGGCCCUCAUUACAGCCGGCCCAGCGCUUGCCCAGCCACACCUCCACUCCUUCGAGCGUCGCGGCCUGAGUGUGAACCACACGCAAGGCGUCACAUUAGGAGUGCUCGGGGCCUACAUCGUGAUAAUCGCCAUUCUCUGGAAUGUGCCCUACAUACGCUGGGUCCUGUGGCCCUUCAAGAUGCUGGUAAUCGCUUUUCACGAAUUUGGCCACGCAAUCACCGCCUGUUGCACAGGUGGGCGCGUUGAGUCCAUCAGCCUGGAUCCGCACGAAGGCGGCGUCACGCACAUGCGCGGCGGCAAGCAGUUCAUUACGCUGCCUGCUGGGUAUCUUGGAUCGAGUCUGAUUGGCGCGCUACUAACGUUCUGCGGAUUUAAUAUCGUUGCUAGCAAGGUCGCGAGUAUUGUGCUCGGCGUGUGCUUUUUGUUGACGCUGUGGUGGGCGAGAAAGGAUUGGUUGACGAUCGUCACGAUUCUGUUGGCGGUAGGCUUGUUGGUUGCUUGUUGGUUUAUUCAGCAUGCUGAGGCGUUGAGGUUCGUUGUGCUCUUCAUCGGUGUCAUGUCGAGUCUUUACAGCGUCUGGGACAUCUGUGACGAUUUGAUUCUCCGAAAAGUCAACUCGUCAGACGCCAGUGUCUUCGCAAAGAGGUAUGGUGGCUCCUCGCAAUGCUGGGGUGUCAUCUGGUCGAUUGUAUCGCUGGUCUUAAUGAUCUGUGGUAUCAUUGCUGCCCUGGCUGCCUUCCCACAAGAUUGGGAUCAGCAACAGAAAGACAGCCAGGACUUCAUCCCUACAGUUCGUUUGCUGAUGAGGGUGUGAGUGGUGGCAGUGCGCUGCUGAGAACUGGCAUUCUAGAAAUUCGGUGUUGAUACAUCAAUCUAUUCGACUCUAUCUCUGAGUGUUUCCUUAAAGCGGCUUACAUCAAUCGACUCACCCG
Molecule: messenger RNA, 1246 nt
Organism: Didymella exigua CBS 183.55
Lineage: Eukaryota; Fungi; Ascomycota; Dothideomycetes; Pleosporales; Didymellaceae
Exons: 3
Coding region: 274-1128 (284 amino acids)
Biological process (GO): proteolysis
Molecular function (GO): metalloendopeptidase activity; ATP-dependent peptidase activity; ATP binding
Source: RefSeq, a predicted model, not a curated record